Perognathus longimembris pacificus (Pacific pocket mouse) is the source of this 1640-nucleotide messenger RNA. It is a transcript of the gene Pcolce2, whose product is annotated as procollagen C-endopeptidase enhancer 2. The transcript has 9 exons. The record is from RefSeq and is a predicted model, not a curated record. The coding region runs from base 1 to 1269 and encodes 422 amino acids. Gene Ontology annotation, molecular function: protein binding. NCBI's taxonomy places the organism in Eukaryota, Metazoa, Chordata, Mammalia, Rodentia, Heteromyidae.
AUGGGGGGCGCCGGCGCCCGCCGCCCGCUCUGCCCGCUGCUGCUGCUCGCCGCCGCCGCCGCCGCCGCCGCCCGGGUCUCCCGCGUGCAGCAGCCCCCCGAGAGGCCGGUUUUCACAUGUGGUGGGGUUCUCACUGGAGAGUCUGGAUUUCUUGGCAGCGAAGGUUUUCCAGGAGUGUACCCUCCAAACAGCAAAUGCACUUGGAAAAUCACAGUCCCCGAGGGCAAAGUGGUGGUCCUCCAUUUCCGGUUCCUGGACCUCGAGAGCGACAACCUGUGCCGCUACGACUUUGUGGACGUGUACAGUGGCCACGCCCACGGGCAGCGCCUCGGGCGCUUCUGCGGCACCUUCCGCCCGGGGGCCCUCGUGUCCAACGGCAACAAGAUGAUGGUGCAGAUGGUUUCCGAUGCCAACACCGCUGGAAACGGCUUCAUGGCCGCGUACUCGGCCGCUCAGCCCCACGAGAGAGGAGACCUGUAUUGCGGAGGACGCCUUGAGAAACCUUCUGGGUCUUUUAAAACCCCCAACUGGCCAGACCGGGAUUACCCUGCGGGAGUCACCUGCGUGUGGCACAUCACGGCCCCCAAGAACAAGCUUAUCGAAUUAAAGUUUGAGAAGUUUGACCUCGAGCGUGAUAACUACUGCCGUUAUGAUUAUGUGGCUGUGUUUAACGGUGGAGAAGUCAACGAUGCUAACAGAAUCGGGAAGUUCUGUGGGGAUAGUCCACCUGCGCCAAUCGUAUCUGAGAAAAAUGAACUUCUCAUUCAGUUUUUGUCAGACUUAAGUUUAACAGCGGACGGGUUCAUCGGUCACUACAAAUUCAGGCCCAAAAAACUGCCCACCACUCCCGCCCCACCUGCUACCACCGCAUACCCUGUCACUACAGGUUUAAAACCCACUGUGGCCCUGUGUCAACAGAAGUGUAGACGGUCAGGGACUCUGGAGAGCAAUUAUUGUUCAAGCAACUUCGUACUAACCGGCACUGUGAUCACAACCGUCACUCGCGGCGGGAGCCUCCAUGCCACGGUCUCCAUCAUUAACAUCUACAAAGAGGGGAACCUGCCAAUCCAGCAGGCUGGUAAGAACAUGAGUGCCAAGGUCACUGUGGUCUGCAAGCAGUGCCCCCUCCUCAGAAGAGGUCUGAAUUAUAUCAUUAUGGGCCAAGUGGGUGAAGAUGGCCAGGGCAAAGUGACGCCAAACAACUUCGUCAUGAUGUUCAAGACGAAGAAUCAGAAGGUUCUGGCAGCCUUAGAAAACAAGCGAUGUUAACGGAGAAGCGCCGCCUGUUGUUGCCAUGGAAAGACCUGCUCCCGCUACGCUGCGUAGAAUAAAGCCCGCCUGUCCGGUUUGGCCUGUGGCUUCCUGCACAGCUGGACUCACUUCCUGGCCGUGUGGUAUAGAUGUGAGUCUGUGCAAACCUGCCGACCAGGGUGUUGGCAGGGAACGGGCGGUGCCAAGCGCUGGCUCCGGGGAGGCCCUGGUGGAUACGCCUCGGUCAGAGGAUGAGAAAAAAAGAGGUUUUAUAAAGUGCAUUAUUUAUAGUGAUCAUUCGUUUUACCUUUAGGCAUUUGCUCUGAGGUAUUAACUUUUUCUCUUGCAUUUAAAAAAAAUGAUGCUUAAUAAAAACAUUUUUAAAUGUU